Messenger RNA from Miscanthus lutarioriparius, 1749 nucleotides. The record is from the annotation of a GenBank genome assembly. NCBI's taxonomy places the organism in Eukaryota, Viridiplantae, Streptophyta, Magnoliopsida, Poales, Poaceae.
AUGGCGACGGGGGAGGAGGGCGCCGGCUCUGACCUCGGCCUCGCCGAGGCCACCCAGGGGUUCUUGUUGGAUGCGAGGGCUUACUGGGUGACAAGAUCCUUGAUUGCAUGGGAUGUCAGUGAUCAGGAAACUUCUCUCUUCUUAUAUGCAAGCAGAAAUGCUACAAUGUGCAUGUCAAGUGGGGUUAUUGAAGGUUAUGAUUCCAAAGUUGAGCUGCAACCAGAAAAUGACGGACUUCCAUCCAGUGUGACCCAGAAAUUCACUUUUAUCAGCUCUUAUAGAGCCUUUAGAAUUCCGAGCUCUGUUGAUGUUGCCACCUUGGUGAAAUGUCAACUUGCUGUUGCUUCUUUUGAUGCUCAUGGGAACAGGCAAGAUGUUACUGGGUUGCAACUACCUGGAGUAUUGGAUGACAUGUUCGCCUACACUGGACCACUUGGUACUAUUUUUAGUGAGGAAGCUGUGAGUAUGUACCUAUGGGCUCCUACAGCACAGGAUGUAUGUGUGAACUUCUAUGAUGGUCCAGCUGGCCCUUUACUGGAAACAGUUCAACUCAACGAGUCAAAUGGUGUUUGGAGUGUUACUGGUCCAAGAAACUGGGAGAACCGGUAUUAUCUAUAUGAAGUCACAGUAUAUCAUCCAGCUACAGCAAACAUUGAGAAAUGUUUAGCCACUGAUCCUUAUGCUAGAGGGCUUUCUGCAAAUAGCACAAGGACUUGGUUGGUUGAUAUUAAUAAUGAAACAUUAAAGCCACUUGCCUGGGAUGGAUUGGCGGCUGAAAAGCCAAAGCUUGAUUCCUUCUCUGACAUAAGCAUAUAUGAAUUGCACAUUCGUGAUUUCAGUGCCCAUGAUAGCACAGUGGACUGCAAUUUUCGAGGAGGAUUCUGUGCAUUUACAUGUCAGGAUUCUGCAGGCAUAGAACACCUAAAGAAACUAUCUGAUGCCGGUUUGACUCAUCUCCAUUUGUUGCCAAGCUUUCAGUUUGGUGGUGUUGAUGACAUAAAGAACAAUUGGAAAUGUGUUGAUGAGGCUGAACUGUCAAAACUCCCUCCAGGAUCAGAUUUGCAACAAGCUGCAAUUGUGGCUAUUCAGGAAGAGGACCCUUAUAAUUGGGGGUAUAAUCCUGUGCUUUGGGGGGUUCCGAAAGGAAGCUAUGCAAGUAACCCAGAUGGUCCAAGUCGUAUCAUUGAGUACCGACAGAUGGUGCAGGCCUUGAAUCGCCUAGGUCUUCGAGUUGUCAUGGAUGUUGUAUACAAUCAUCUAUACUCAAGUGGCCCUUUUGCCAUCACUUCCGUGCUUGACAAGAUCGUACCUGGAUACUACCUUAGAAGGGACUCUAAUGGUCAGAUUGAGAACAGCGCAGCUGUGAACAAUACAGCAAGUGAGCAGUUCAUGGUUGAUAGAUUAAUCGUGGAUGACCUUCUGAAUUGGGCAGUAAAUUACAAAGUUGAUGGGUUCAGAUUUGAUCUAAUGGGACAUAUCAUGAAAAAGACAAUGAUUAGAGCAAAAUCGGCUCUUCAAAGCCUUACAAUUGAUGAGCAUGGAGUAGAUGGUUCAAAGAUAUACUUGUAUGGUGAAGGAUGGGACUUCGGUGAAGUUGCGCAAAAUCAACGUGGGAUAAAUGGAUCCCAGCUUAAUAUGAGUGGCACUGGGAUUGGUAGUUUCAACGAUAGAAUCCGUGAUGCUAUAAAUGGUGGCAGUCCAUUUGGGAAUCCACUACAACAAGGUUUCUCUACUGGAUUGUUCUUAGAG